UCGACUCGUUGAAAGGGUAUAUGGUAUACGUGUAAAUUUUGGAUUUGUUAUUCGUUUUCGUGGUUAGAUUAGUAAUUACUUUCUUUAAUGUAAGUUGUUAUUACUUAUUACGUGUCCUAUGUCGUAGUACAACGUAAAGCACAGUUAGGUUAGCUGCCGUAGAACUAAAACCGUUCCAAUAAUUUAGAUCGUGUUGUGCAAAGUAUAACAGGAAAUUAUUACUGAAAAAAAUCAAAAUGGUUAAAAUUAACAGUGAAGUUCGUUUCAUUUUUUACGCGAGUUCCAUAUUUAUAUGCUAUUUUGUAUUUGGUAUGUUGCAAGAGAAGAUAACUAGAGGAAAGUAUGGCGAUAAUGAAAAGUACACAUGCUCGCUUACACUCGUGCUAAUUCAAUGUGUGGUGAACUACAUAUUUGCUCAAAUAUUAAUGCUAUCUUGGAAGCAUGAAAAAGACACUACAAGGAAAGUGUACUACUUCACUUCAGCUCUGACAUAUUUACUAGCAAUGGUAUGCUCAGUGAUGGCACUUCAGUGGAUUAAUUAUCCCACACAGGUUGUUGGAAAAGCUGCAAAGCCCAUUCCUGUGAUGAUACUCGGAGUACUUAUCGGACGCAAAGUAUAUCCACUAAAGAAGUACUUGUUUGUAUUUCUCAUUGUCAUCGGAAUUGUCUUGUUUAUGUACAAGGACCAAGGGAAGAAGUCUGUUAAUGAUGAUUCACAAGGAGUGGGCAUUGGCGAGGUGUUGCUGCUUCUGUCGUUGACUAUGGAUGGCCUGACUGGAGCUGUACAGGAGCGGAUAAAAGCCGAAUCAUCACCUACAGCAUAUUCUAUGAUGCUCAACACAAAUUGGUGGUCAUCAAUAAUCAUUACUUUUGGCGUGAUUUUAAGUGGGGAAAUUUUCGAAUUUUGCACAUUUGUGAGUAAAUACCCGGAAGUUAUUGUCUACAUAACCAGCUUCGCACUCACAGGAGCUCUUGGGCAACUCUUUAUAUUUUACAUGGUAGCAGAAUUUGGUCCUUUGCCAUGCGCAGUAGUAACAACCACUAGAAAGUUCUUCACGGUACUGGCAUCUGUGAUUGUAUUCGGGAAUGUUUUGUUAUCACGUCAGUGGUUCGGAGCCAUUCUUGUAUUUUCAGGUCUAUUUUUGGACAUAUUCCACAGUAAAGGAAAAGCACAGCCGAAGAAAGUACAAGACAAAUGACUGAUUAAUGUGAAUGUAGAAUAAUUAUAAUAUUAUAAGAAUUAUAACGUCAUAAUAAUAAUAAUUUUAUAUUUACAAGA
Messenger RNA from Bicyclus anynana (squinting bush brown), 1279 nucleotides. It is a transcript of the gene meigo, whose product is annotated as solute carrier family 35 member B1 homolog. Gene Ontology annotation, molecular function: UDP-glucose transmembrane transporter activity; UDP-galactose transmembrane transporter activity. Lineage: Eukaryota; Metazoa; Arthropoda; Insecta; Lepidoptera; Nymphalidae. Gene Ontology annotation, cellular component: Golgi membrane; endoplasmic reticulum membrane. The coding region runs from base 237 to 1199 and encodes 320 amino acids. Gene Ontology annotation, biological process: UDP-galactose transmembrane transport. The record is from RefSeq and is a predicted model, not a curated record. The transcript is spliced from 7 exons.